AGAAUCCUCCUGCUACUCGCCCAAGAGCCAGAGACUCCAGACCACUGCAGAGAGGGCUCGCCUGCUUGUGUGGUCACUGCUGUUAGCUUGCCUCAAAGCUCAAAGGAACCCCGUUUUGAGCAGUAAUUUCCACAGUGGUCCCAGGGAGAGCUGAAGGGCUGCACUCUGAGCUCAUCCCUGCAAUGGCUGAGGUUAAAACAGACACGCCAAAGAGCCUCCAGGGCUACGUUCGCUUCACCACAGGAUGUGGUUAGAACCUUGAGGAACUGCAGGUUCCAGGGAGAACACUUCAGACAGCCGGAUUGGAUCCAGAGAGCAGAUGCUCAAGAGCACUUCAGUUUAACCCAAGGUCUCUCUCUCUCUCUCCGGGGGAGAGACGAAAGGACGGAGGCGCUCGCCUCUACAAGGGACCGCAGGCAGCGUCUGGAUGAGGGUGCUGGAGUGACGGGUGACUCCGGGAGGCCUUCCUGGAGGAGGUUGAGCCCCCGACGUGGCUACCCUGGCGUACCAAGCCAUUUCCAAAGUGAGGCAUAAGACUUGGAGCCACCCCUGCUGGGGUCCCAGUUGGGAAGAUGAGGUUCUUUCGAAGGCGCCACAUGCCCCUGCGCCUAGCCAUGCUGGGCAGCGUCUUCAUGCUCUUCCUCUUCAUCCGGCAGAAGGAUGUAAGCAGCCGGGAGCAGGCCAUGGAGAAACCAUGGCUGAAGUCCCUGGCAGGACAGAAGGACCACGUCCUGGACCUCAUGCUCGGUGCUGUGAACAACAUUAGGGACGUCAUGCCCAAGCUGCAGAUCAGGGCUCCGGAACCCCAACAGAAUCCGGUCUCCACAAACCACUCUUGCCUUCCGGGGUUCUAUACCCCCGCUGAGCUGAGACCCUUCUGGGAACGACCACCUCAGGAUCCCAACAGCCCUGGGGCAGAUGGAAAGGCAUUUCAGAAGAAAGAAUGGACCCAUCUAGAGACUCAGGAAAAGGAAGAAGGCUAUAAGAAACACUGCUUUAAUGCCUUUGCCAGUGACCGCAUCUCCUUGCAGAGGUCCCUGGGGCCAGACACGCGGCCUCCUGAGUGUGUUGACCAGAAGUUCCGGCGCUGCCCGCCACUGCCCACCACCAGUGUGGUCAUUGUGUUCCACAACGAAGCCUGGUCCACUCUGCUGCGCACAGUAUACAGCGUCCUGCACACCAGCCCUGCCAUCUUGCUGAAGGAAAUCAUCCUAGUAGAUGAUGCCAGCACAGACGAGCACCUGAAGGAGAAGCUGGAACGGUACGUUCAACAGCUGCAGAUCGUGCGCGUGGUUCGACAGCAGGAGCGGAAGGGGCUCAUCACGGCCCGGCUGCUGGGUGCCAGUGUGGCGCAGGCUGAGGUGCUCACGUUCCUGGACGCGCACUGUGAGUGUUUCCACGGCUGGCUGGAGCCCCUCCUGGCUCGAAUCGCUGAAGACAAGACAGCGGUGGUGAGCCCGGACAUCGUCACCAUCGACCUUAACACCUUCCAGUUCUCCAAACCCGUGCGGAGAGGCAAAGCCCACAGCCGGGGCAACUUCGACUGGAGCCUGACCUUUGGCUGGGAGAUGCUCCCUGAACACGAGAAGCAGAGACGCAAGGAUGAGACCUACCCCAUCAAGUCCCCAACGUUUGCUGGCGGCCUCUUCUCCAUCUCCAAGGCCUACUUUGAGCACAUCGGUACCUAUGAUAACCAGAUGGAGAUCUGGGGAGGGGAGAAUGUGGAAAUGUCCUUCCGGGUGUGGCAGUGCGGGGGCCAGCUGGAGAUCAUCCCCUGCUCUGUGGUCGGCCACGUGUUCCGCACCAAGAGUCCCCACACCUUCCCCAAGGGAACCAGCGUUAUUGCCCGCAAUCAGGUGCGCCUGGCUGAGGUCUGGAUGGACGACUACAAGAAGAUUUUCUACAGGAGAAAUUUACAGGCAGCAAAGAUGGCCAAGGAGAACAACUUUGGUGACGUUUCGGAGAGACUGCGACUGAGGGAACAGCUACACUGUCACAACUUUUCCUGGUACCUGCACAAUGUCUACCCAGAGAUGUUUGUCCCCGACCUGAACCCCACCUUCUCUGGAGCCAUCAAGAAUCUCGGCACCAGUCAGUGUUUGGAUGUGGGUGAGAACAACCGUGGGGGAAAGCCUCUCAUCAUGUACGUGUGCCACAACCUCGGCGGCAACCAGUACUUUGAGUACACCUCCCAGAGGGACCUCCGCCACAACAUCGGGAAGCAGCUGUGUCUACAUGCCAGUGGGAGCACGCUGGGCCUUAGGAACUGUCAGUUCAUUGGCAAAAAUAGCGAAGUGCCCAAGGACGAGGAAUGGGAACUGACCCAGGAUCAACUCAUCAGAAACUCAGGAUCCGGUACCUGCCUGACAUCCAAGGACAAAAAGCCAGCUAUGGCCCCCUGCAAUCCCAGUGACCCCUACCAGCUCUGGCUGUUUGUCUAGGCCCGGGGUCAUCCCCAGUGCAGGCCCAGCAAGCUCCCCCAAGCAGAGGGGUCACCAGGCAUCUGGGAGUCCUCUCCCCCAGAUCCUCUGGAGGCCCGAGAGUUGGAUUCUUAAGCCCAGGGGCCACCAAGGCAGGACCUUCUUGCAACAACACCGGUUCCAUUUUCUUCCCUCCAUGCCAGUGGAGAGACCAGGAGGUCACUUGCUACUUGGCCCAAAGCUUUCCUGCUCUUCUAGAGACAGGAGCCUCCAAAGCAGCCUGGAAGUGUGUCCUACAGAGGGACUGGAGGUGCAGAGACCCUCUAUUGUCAACAGACCCUGGCAGCAGACCGUCUUGAUGUACACAGGCCUUCAUCCCAUGUCAUCUGCAUAGUUACCUGUGGAGGAGACAGGAAGGAGCCAUCCAUUGAGAAGGUUGAGACCGGGCUGGAGUAUAGUUCAGGGAAAGGCCCUGGGUUUGACCCCUUAGCACCACAGAAAACAGAAGAAGAGGCCAGGAGAGGAAGGAAAGCAGAGAGAGGCUGAGGGAAGGCAGAGGGCUUUUCUGCAAUUACACAGAAAUUGGUAGGUGGCUCAAGCUGGGUCUAAAUCCCCAUCUUUGGGGCUGUAGCAGGCCUCCUUCCAGCACGCAAGAACACUAGACCGUGAGCUGCCAGCCGUGCCAUUUCUUGACCCCUCACUGACCGACCAUUCUGGCCGGCUGUCCUCCAGAAAGCCAGGUAGCAAGAUGGGAGAGCGCACUGAGAAUCCCGGACUGCUGGGGCAGAAAGAAGUUCACGGGCUCAGACAGCUGGUGAGUCUCAAGCUAAGACCAAGGCCCCUUUGCUCUGUGUACAAGGCGAGUAAACGACAAAGCAGGAUCUAGGCAUGAAGGCACACGCACGCUUUUAGUCUCGGCACUUGGAGACUAAGGCAGCAGUCUUUAGUCCAGCGUGGGCUUCAGGAAUAGACAGUCUGUCAAAAGCAAUAAAAGACAUAUUGUGGAGAGCAUGAAGGGUGCUGCCUCGCAGCCCCUGAACUAAAGUAGCCCCCCUGUGUCACAUCUAUUCCUCAGCAGAAACUAGAUAGGUAGGUGUGUUGUCCAAGGUCACUGUUUGGCAGCUCCAAGCUCAGACCCAAGAUAAGGCUAAUCGGAGCCCUUAGCAAGUCUGAGGGGUCAGGAACGGCGUGCAGUUGCCUGGAGGGCUCAUCCCAUCUGCUCACCUGAGUGCCCUACAUGGAGCCGACCCGAAAAUGCCAACCUUUCUACAAUCAACUUGGACCCCACGGUCGCCGUGCCUGGAAGAAAAUAGAAAUGUCCAGGAAGGCUUUGGGGGACUUCAGCAUGGGACCAUGGCUGCCUCCUGCUCCAUGUAAGGGCACAUGGCAGGAAGCCUCCCUCGUCCCCUGGGAGACAAUCGGGUAGCCCAGCCAAAGGGAAAGAGUCUGACCAAGCUGUGAUCCAGGGUGGGAAGGGGGAAGAGAGGCUGAUUGGGAACCUGGUGGAAAUAAAGGUUUUGUGGUAUUGGUAAA
This is a messenger RNA of Rattus rattus (black rat), 3953 nucleotides long. It is a transcript of the gene Galnt6, whose product is annotated as polypeptide N-acetylgalactosaminyltransferase 6. The transcript has 12 exons. Gene Ontology annotation, cellular component: Golgi apparatus. The coding region runs from base 573 to 2441 and encodes 622 amino acids. The record is from RefSeq and is a predicted model, not a curated record. Lineage: Eukaryota; Metazoa; Chordata; Mammalia; Rodentia; Muridae.